Messenger RNA from Rotaria sordida, 1020 nucleotides. The record is from the annotation of a GenBank genome assembly. NCBI's taxonomy places the organism in Eukaryota, Metazoa, Rotifera, Eurotatoria, Philodinida, Philodinidae.
AUGUACUUCUUAAUUUUAAUUUUCUUAUUUAUAAAAUAUUUACCAACAAAUGCACUUCUCUGUAUGACAAAUCAAGUUGGUUCUUUAAUAUCAUUAUCAACAUGUAGAUUUGAACUUAAUAUCAGUGAUCCAUUUCCUGAUGAUAAAAAAUUAAUUGAAACAUAUACUAAUUGUGCAAUACAUGAAGCUAAUUCUAUGUCAUUAUUCAAUAAUACUGAUGGUUCUUGUUAUGCAGAAAUAUUAAUUGAUUAUAAUACAAAGAAAAUGAUAAUUUAUUUAACUCAUACAACUUUAUUACAAUCAUUUUCAAAUCCUUAUGAUGAUAUGUUUGGUUUUGCUAAUGGUAUAAAAAGUGUUGUACAAUAUAAAAUUGUUGGUAAUUUAGAACAAGAAAAAAUACAAAUGACAACACGUUUUCAAUGUAAAACAUUUGAUAAUUGUGCACUUUAUAAACUUCGUAAUCUUUUAUCAAAUUUAACUAUUAUUGAAACAAGAUUAGAUAUAUUCAAACGAACUAUUGAUUUACUUCAUGUAUCCAAUUCAAUAGAAGGAUUUCAACUUAAUUGUAUCAAAGAUGAUACUGAUAUACAAUGUGAAAAUAAUGAACAUCAAUGUAUAUUUAGUUUUUCAAAAGGUCAUUCAUUACAAAAAAGUUGUGCUAUGAAUUAUUCUGAUAUACAAUAUGAUAUUGAAUAUCGAUUUAAUAUAAUUGAAGAAAUAGCAAAUGAUGGAUUUGAUAAUUCACAUAGUGCAUUUAAAUUUUUCUAUUUAUGUAAUUCAGAUUUUUGUAAUAAUGAUGGUAAUAUUGUAAAAGUCGAUCAUUUAUUAUAUUCAUUUGCAUUGGCAUCAUUAAUAAAUGAUAAGAUUAAUAAUACAAAUACAAAUUAUAAUAAUCUAUCACCACAAAUUAAUCCACAAUCACCAAAUAAUAUAAAAUCAAAUUGUAUAUCUAUUAUUAUAUCAUUUUAUUAUCGAUCGAUUAUUAUUUGUUUUUUAUUUAUUAAAAUUUUAUCGAACUAA